Siniperca chuatsi (mandarin fish) is the source of this 2206-nucleotide messenger RNA. Its product is annotated as transmembrane and coiled-coil domains protein 1-like. Lineage: Eukaryota; Metazoa; Chordata; Actinopteri; Centrarchiformes; Sinipercidae. The record is from RefSeq and is a predicted model, not a curated record. Bases 735 to 1451 code for a protein of 238 amino acids. The transcript has 4 exons. Gene Ontology annotation, cellular component: endomembrane system.
GAAACCCCUUAAAAGCUUUAUUCAGUAACUGAACCUGACUCCAUCCAGCUUUUCCUCUGUAGAUUUGACAUUCGGUGCCUGCAGUUUUUCACUAACCACGUGGACUUUAACUAGCAUUUUGACAACCUCUUAAAACAACUCUUAACAUAAAAAGUACAAAUGUGAUAUCGAUAUCAGAGGUUCCCAAACUUGAUUCCGUUCAGAGGAAAAAUGUUAAUAUUUAACUAUCUGAAUAUUUUACCGUUGCUAUGCAACAUGAAAAUCUGUUAGCGGUCGGUGCAACGUAGCUAGCAAACUAGCUAUAAACUGAAAAACCGUCCUGUUUGUGUGAUUUGUUUUGCUCGCAACUGUUACAGACAGUAUCGAGCAUGUUCAGAACAGUGGUAUGAUUGUUUACAGAAUUAAACCAUUAACGCAAAGCUAAAGGUUUUUAAUUAUUAACGCUAGCUAUAAGUGGGGAAAAAAAAUUCUUAUCUAAGCCAAGUGGCUAAAUUGAAUCUGUCACCAUGAUUAGAUGUGAUCGACGCCCGGCAGGUUGGAAGUCGCUGAAAUAGACACAUUCAUUUGAUGCCAGGUGACAGGUGGUCUCUCUAGCCACUUUUUCUGCCACGAGCGCCGGUGUCCAAGCUGAGCAAAAUCUCCUCCAUCUGCAAACGUUUGGCAGUGCUGAUAACAUUGCAGCCCUGAAAGACUUGGAUGAAACCCAGGGAGAUGAGGGUGUUGGCCCUGGGGGAAUGAGGACACUUAGGACAGGGCAACUGCAGUCCAGCCCAAAGUAUGGCAGUGACGAUAACUGUUCUAGUAGUGCUACUUCUGCAGGAGCCUCUGGAGGACCCCAUAGCUCCAGGGUCAAUACCCCUGAACAUGCCCAGGCAUCAGGCUUUGAUGAUAUACUCUAUCUGAUCCAAGAUCUUCGGGAAAACCAAUAUCGACUUAAGGAAUCCUUUGAAAACUUAAAAUCCUACCACCAACAAGAGUACACAGUGAUUGUGGAGGCCCUAGAAGAGGAACGAUACAGGUGUGAACGUUUAGAAGAACAGCUCAAUGACUUGACAGAACUGCACCAGAAUGAAAUUCUGAACUUGAAAGAGGAACUAGCCAGCAUGGAGGAGAAAACUGCUUAUCGGUCGUAUGGUAGAGCAACGGAUAUUCAUGAGGCACUGGAGGCCUGUCAGACACGUCUCUCCAAGAUGGAGCUGCAGCAACAGCAGGUGGUGCAGCUUGAGGGUUUGGAGAACAUCACAGCACGGACUCUUCUUGGAAAACUAAUUAAUGUGCUGCUAGCUGUUAUGGCAGUCCUUUUGGUGUUUGUGUCCACGGUGGCUAACUGUGUCGUCCCCUUGAUGAAAACCUGCAGCUGCGUGCUUUCUGUACUCCUCUUCAGCCUUCUCUGGAGGCAUUGGGAUGCCAUUUCAGAGUAUUUGCAUCACUUUCUGUGGUCGACCUCCUGAAAAGGGAAACUAAAUAAAAAUUGUUGACUCAAGCAUCACUCUGCAUCCCUAUCAUGAAUCUAGUGGAAGCUACUGUACUAAAGCAUUAAUGUUCCACAUUUGUUUACUGAAGUCAACUUUAAUGUUCUCGUACCUUUUGGAAGUUGCAUUAAGUUUUUAAAAAUGGAAACUUUGACAUCCUAUUAGUUGAACAGUGGUAGCAACACAAGUUCCUGUAUGUUUACUUUUUGUUAAAAGUGUAAACACUAACAAGUUCUAGGCUACCUUAUCAGUCUCCAAGAGCAGGUUGUGCUGCUGUAGUGGAAUACUAUUGGGCCAAAAAGCGAGCACCAGUUAAUUUAAAUUCCAAUAUUUUAUAUCCUGACAAGCAGAAUAAAGACGCAGCAUUAUGGGCCAAAUGGAGAGUUUAAAAAGCACACAAGAGCUUAAAAUCUAAGAAUUUAUUACAAAACAAAACAGUACAACACAUCAGUGAAUUAAAAUUUACUCUGCAGCCUUCCUCCCUCGUUUCCCAGUUGUUUUAGAAGCAGGGGCAUCGCUGCCUGCUUUAGCUGCUUUGCUCCGGGAAGCCAUGCUUGCCUUUUCAGGAUUUGCCUUUACCUCCUUGGUGGCCUUUGCUGCUUUAGUUUUGGCUGAAUCAGAGGCUCCCUCGCCGUCCCCUUUCUCUGCAGUUUUUUUAGCUUUUGGCUUCUUUGCUGGGGCAACCUUUGUUUUAGUAGCAGCCUCUUUGUCUUUCUUUGACUUUUUGGGAGGCU